This is a messenger RNA of Rhizopus microsporus ATCC 52813, 1063 nucleotides long. Its product is annotated as S-adenosyl-L-methionine-dependent methyltransferase. The record is from RefSeq and is a predicted model, not a curated record. The transcript has 6 exons. Gene Ontology annotation, molecular function: methyltransferase activity. Bases 70 to 654 code for a protein of 194 amino acids. Lineage: Eukaryota; Fungi; Mucoromycota; Mucoromycetes; Mucorales; Rhizopodaceae.
GGCAAUUGUUUUGCUUCAUUUCUAGGAUUAAAGAAACGUGAUAGCCAAAGACCAGAUUAUCAAAGCACUAUGGCCACUAUCAAAAAAGUAACCUCAGAAACUGAAUAUGUUUCUAUGGACAUUUCAAGAGAGUUUCACUCUGAAGAUAAAUCAACUUAUUGGCUUCCAAAGGAUGAAGAAGAGCAAAAAAGAUUGACAGCUCAACACUUUGCAUUUAAAGAAUUAUAUGGAGGAAACGUACUACCGAGCAUAAUCCGGAACCUAGAUUUUGAAAAGGGUGUCACUAUUCUUGACGUAGGAUGUGGAUCAGGUGUAUGGAUGAUGGAUAUGAUCCAUGAAUACCCCAAUUGCACAUUUUAUGGAUGUGACAUUGUCAACACUGUUAACAGAAUGUUAAGUUUAGAAAAUCUCAAUUUUAGUUAUGGAAACGUUGUCAAGGGACUUCCGUAUCCUGACAACACAUUCGAUUUUGUGCAUAUGCGCUUUUUUGUUCUUGCCCUACGAGUAGAUGAAUGGCCAUUGGCAGUAAAGGAAGCCAUUCGUGUUACAAAGCCUGGAGGAUUUAUACAGCUGUCUGAUAUUGAUGGAAAACUACCAAAAGAGGCUUCUGUUGCGUAUCAUAAACUCAUGAGCGCAAGUAAGUUUCCCUUGUAAAUAUUAGAUUAUUCUUUCAUCUCCCUGAAAUCUUUCUAUUUAAAAAGUCCAAGCCGCUUGUGACUCUAGAGGACAAAAUGCAGAAAUGGGAAAGGAGCUAGACAAUCUUGUUAGAGAAAAUGAUAAUGUAAAGAUAGUUCAAGCAGACUAUCGAGCAUGUAAUUUAAAUGAAAACACAGCAGCAGCAAAAAAAUUUGUAUGGGAUAUAGUGGAAGGCGCAAAAAGUAUGCAACCUGCGCUUGGGCCUCUUCUUGGACUGAGAAACAAGGAUGAUAUGGACCACUUUUCAAAGGAGCUUAAGCACUGCUUGGAAACUAAAGAGUCCUUCUUUUGUCUUAACUCUGUUGCAGCGCAAAAGAUUCAGUAGGAUACUUGCAUGAGUAAACUAAGAUUAUUCAAGCAUGCUUUU